Aethalodelphis obliquidens (Pacific white-sided dolphin) is the source of this 1966-nucleotide messenger RNA. RefSeq names its product transmembrane protein 19 (gene FAABTP). Gene Ontology annotation, cellular component: membrane. The record is from RefSeq and is a predicted model, not a curated record. The transcript is spliced from 6 exons. Bases 549 to 1562 code for a protein of 337 amino acids. Lineage: Eukaryota; Metazoa; Chordata; Mammalia; Artiodactyla; Delphinidae.
AGCGGCGAGGAGCGAGCUGAGCUCCAGGGUCCUCGGCCCUGGCCGCCUGGACCCGGCCUCUAGGGCUGCGCGGGCGGCCGUCGAGAGUGACCGCACUCCGUCACUCGGGGCUCGCCACCGGGACACCCCAAAUUCCGGCACCGCGCCUCGCCUCUCUGCAUUUGCCGACCCCCAGCGUCAGCGCGUGGGCGGGCGGUGGGGGCGGAGCUCGCCCUCCCGGGCCGCUGAUUGGCUGCUUCCGCUUCCCUUUCACCUUCCCGGUUGCGAAGUUCAGGUGUGAAGGGACCGCGGUCUGCGAGCCCGCCGCUGUCUGAGAGGUUGCGGUUUGCUCUCGCAGGGAGGCGUUAAUCUCGCUCAGGCUUCUGCGGCAGCGCCCCACCAGCCCAGUUUCCAGAAAUAGUUUGGGUUUAUAUUAUUUUCUCGGACGGUGGAAGAUGUUGGCAUUUAUGUUCGCCUCUACACGAAUGUUUUGCUGGCAACUUAAAUGACUAUUUUUCUCAGAAACGCGAGAUAUUUCCCCCCCCCAGGUGUUCAGACUGUUAUUUUUCAUGACAGAUCUUGACCACAAUACAUACAAAAAAUACAUAGAGAUGAUAACUAAUAUAGUUAUAUUGAGUCUGAUCAUUUGCAUUUCUUUAGCUUUCUGGAUUAUGUCUAUGACUGCAAGCACCUAUUAUGGUAACUUACAGCCUAUUUCUCCUUGGCGUUGGCUGUUUUCAGUUUUUGUUCCCGUUUUGAUCGUCUCUAAUGGCUUUAAAAAGAAAAGUCUAAAUCAUAGUGGAGCUUUAGGAGGGCUCGUGGUUGGAUUUAUCCUAACCGUUGCAAAUUUCAGCUUUUUCACCUCUUUGCUGAUGUUUUUUCUUUCUUCCUCAAGACUCACUAAAUGGAGGGGAGAAACAAAGAAACGUCUAGAUUCAGAAUACAAGGAAGGUGGGCAGAGGAAUUGGAUUCAGGUAUUCUGUAAUGGAGCUGUGCCCACAGAGCUGGCCCUGCUAUACAUGAUAGAAAAUGGCCCCGGGGAAAUCCCAAUAGAUUUUUCCAAGCAGCACACUGCUUCUUGGAUGUGUUUGUCUCUCUUGGCUGCACUGGCCUGCUCUGCUGGAGACACAUGGGCUUCAGAAGUUGGCACUGUUCUGAGUAAAAGCCCACCGAGGCUGAUAACAACCUGGGAGAAAGUUCCAGUAGGGACCAACGGAGGAGUUACGAUGGUGGGCCUUGCCUCCAGUCUCCUUGGAGGGACCUUUGUGGGCAUUGCAUACUUCCUCACGCAGUUGGUUUUUGUUAAUGAUUUAGACGUUUCUGCUCCUCAGUGGCCAAUUAUUGCAUUUGGGGGUCUGGCUGGAUUACUAGGAUCAAUUGUGGAUUCGUAUUUAGGAGCUACCAUGCAAUUUAGUGGUUUGGAUGAAAGCACUGGCAUGGUGGUCAGCAGCCCAGCGAAUGAGGUGAAGUACAUAGCAGGGAAACCCAUUCUUGAUAACAAUGCCGUGAAUCUGUUUUCUUCUGUCCUUGUCGCCCUCUUGCUCCCAACAGCAGCUGCUUGGGGUUUUUGGCCCAGACAGUGAAUUUUAUUUCAUUUACUAAAGUUAAAACUUCGGUAAAUUCAGCUAAAUUUGCAAUUCCAAGUCUCAUCCCAAGAAGAGUAAUUGUAAUGACAAAGCAGAAAGGCCAGCUUCUCCUCUAUUCCAUUACAAUGGAACUCCACGUUUUUCCUCUCUCUGAACUCCAUUGUAACAACUAAUAUCUUUUUGGUGAAAGACAAGGCUCAUAGAAUUUAUGCAUAUUUUUCUUCUGCUGAAUGGAACUUGAGCCGUGAAACUAUAAUGUCCCUAUAUAUUGAACUGAAAGUUCCUGCAUGGUAGAUAUAAAUUUUAUUUUGUUUGUUUAAAUCAGUAAAGGGACUAAAAGUAAUAAAAGUUUUAAAUGGCUCAGUUGUGGCAGAGAAAUGUCACCAUGCCAAUUAUCCAAA